Messenger RNA from Rubroshorea leprosula, 1273 nucleotides. Lineage: Eukaryota; Viridiplantae; Streptophyta; Magnoliopsida; Malvales; Dipterocarpaceae. The record is from the annotation of a GenBank genome assembly.
ACUGCCUUUCUUUUAUGCAUUAUCUCCUCACUGCCAAUAACCAAUCAGCUUCACUAACCGUAUCAAUGGACACCGUGGUCUCCUCCUAUUCCUCCUGCACUUCGUUCUACCGGAGGCCAUCACUUCACCGGCAACUUUUAUCUCCGAGAAGGAACAAUUACCUGAAAUGUCCCCGCGUCACUAGGUCGGAGCUCCAGACAUCGGUGGGCGUCACCGAUCGAACUGGCAGUCAGUCUCCUUCGAUUCCGACGCACAAGGUUACAGUUCGCGACAGACAACGCGGUGUUGUUCAUGAGUUCCUCGUGCCCGAGGACCAAUACAUAUUGCACACUGCUGAAUCCCAAAACAUAACCCUUCCAUUCGCUUGCAGGCACGGUUGCUGUACUAGCUGUGCUGUACGAGUAAAAUCUGGACAAAUAAGACAGCCUGAAGCACUGGGAAUAUCUGCUGAACUGAAAUCUAAGGGCUAUGCACUUCUCUGUGUGGGGUUUCCUUCCUCUGAUGUUGAAGUUGAAACACAAGACGAAGACGAGGUGUAUUGGCUUCAGUUUGGAAGAUAUUUUGCUCGAGGACCUGUAGAGAGGGAUGACUAUGCAUUGGAGCUGGCCAUGGGUGAUGAAUAAGCUGUUAUAGUUUCUAAUUGGAAGAUGCAUCAAUUGAGUAAAGCCAGUGUUUUUUCAUUUGAUCCCCUCGGCUUCAAUUUUAACCCACUUAUGUAUGAUGAUUAAUGUUAGUACAUAGUCCUUCCGCCAACUAGGUUAGUGAAUUUGUAACUGUCCUUGAAAUUGCAAUCUGCAUUAGCAUGUAUUGACUCCUUUUAUGCAAUUUGUGCAAUGUAUGAAUUAUGUUGUCUAAAGAUUAUGGCUUCUUAAUCGUAUUUCUUACAUGUUUGACAAGAUAGAACGAAGAUGAUGAGGAUGAGAGCUUGUUAUAGGCAGUUUUCUUAUGGGUUCAAUGUGCUGUCUGCUUAAAAGUAAUUGUGAAUGCGGUAAACUCUCCUUUUCUCAACCAACUGCUGUCAUUUUAGGGCCCUACCGAAGUUGGACAAGUGAAGAUAUGUUUAUGCAGUUCACAUUAUUGAUGCUGUGCAACUUUAACGAGCCUGAAACUACAGUUCUCCUGGGACAACUUUGGGUCCACUGAGCCAAGUUGCUCCUUGGUCCACAUGAUGAUAACAUGCGCUUUGGCCACGGUACAUUAUUCAACUAUUUAUGGGUGACCGUACGAGAAUAUGCUUCUUUGAUGCAUGGGUUGAUAAAUACCCUCGAAAAUG